AUGAUGCAUCCAUUAAGUCCAGAAUAUAUUGACUGGGAGUUGCAUUACCCAAACUAUUAUUCAGAUCAAGAAGGAUUUAAAAAGGAAAUUUACUUAAAUACAAAAAAGUACCCUAUAAAAUACAGUGAGGAUAAGGUAUUCAGCGAAAGAAGCGUAGCUAUUUCAAAAAAAUUGAAGAUAUUGGAUAUUGGAUGUGGUUAUGGGGGUCUACUUGCUUGGUUGAGCGAACAUUAUAAAGAUAAACUUUCAUUAGGAUUGGAGAUUAGAGAGAAAGUAACUAAUUAUGUUGGCGAAAGAAUACUUUCAAUGCAGCAAAACGGUACUGGAAAGAAUAUCAGUGUAGUUAAAACAAAUGCAAUGAAGUAUUUACCAAAUUACAUUACAAGACAUCAACUAGAAAUGAUUUUUAUUUGUUUCCCAGAUCCACACUUUAAAAAAAGAAACUGGAGAAGAAGAAUUGUAAGCUACUCAAUUGUUCCUUUAUAUUGGUAUUUAUUGCAAGAAGGGGGAUUAAUUUACAUAGUAACUGACGUUUAUGAAUACUAUGUAUGGGCAGUAAAGGUAAUGGAUACAUAUAAGUUAUUAUUUGAAAGAAUUCCAGAUGAAGAGUUAACUUCAGACCCAUGCGUAACAGCAAUUAAAACAAGCACAGAAGAAGCAAAGAAGGUUGAGAGGUCAAAUUCUCCUGCAUACUCAUGUGUAUAUAGAACUAUACCAGUUAAGGUUUGA
This is a messenger RNA of Cryptosporidium ubiquitum, 729 nucleotides long. Its product is annotated as methyltransferase-related protein. Gene Ontology annotation, cellular component: tRNA methyltransferase complex. Gene Ontology annotation, molecular function: tRNA (guanine(46)-N7)-methyltransferase activity. The record is from RefSeq and is a predicted model, not a curated record. The coding region runs from base 1 to 729 and encodes 242 amino acids. The transcript has 2 exons. Gene Ontology annotation, biological process: RNA (guanine-N7)-methylation; tRNA methylation. Lineage: Eukaryota; Apicomplexa; Conoidasida; Eucoccidiorida; Cryptosporidiidae.